CACUCAUAUGGUCUGUCUCCUUGAGAAGUUUGUCCGGGUAUUUUAGAUUCUCAAGGUUAGCUUCCAACUCAGAAGACUUCCCAAGUAAUUGUGUCUCAUAAACGGUCUGAACAUAUCAAGGAUAUGAAUGACACACAAGGGCUUUUAGAGCAAGAAAAUAACCGCAGAGCUGAUGAGCUAUCGCACAAAGUGUCAUUGUUAAAGGCGUUUGCUAAAGACAUUGAAACAGAAACAAAGUCUCAAAACAAAUUUCUUGAUGAAAUUCAGGGCUCGUUUGAUAACGCCAGUAAUUUGCUGUCGAACACAUUACAUCGAGUGCUUGGAAUACCAAAAAAACGGACAAACAAUCGAAAAUUUAUGCUUUAUGUUAUUUUGUUUGUAAUUAUCAUGACAUUAAUUGGUUACUUUCUUAUAUUUCAUAGAUCCAGUUAGUUGUAUAUUGUUUAUCACUAAUAUUAGUUGGUUAAGUUUAUUCAAGCUGUAUUGUUGUGGGGUUGUUCUUUUGCCUGUAUUCCUCUUAGAGUUGUUUAACUGUAACCGUGGAACAUAGAGUACACGAUAUUGUCUUUCGCUUUUAAUUUUUAAUUUCUUCACUUCAUGCUUUUUUUCCUGUCAAAUUAUUUCAGUAAGUUUUACUUAUAAGCUGAUUUUUGGAAAUGUAUAAUUGCGAUAUUUUUUAAUAAAGAUGAUAUCUA
This is a messenger RNA of Trichobilharzia szidati, 695 nucleotides long. Lineage: Eukaryota; Metazoa; Platyhelminthes; Trematoda; Strigeidida; Schistosomatidae. The record is from the annotation of a GenBank genome assembly.